AUGUCCAGCGACAGCCACUCCAACGUGAUAGCCACCGCAGCCUUCGACAGUCUCGGUGACGAGAAGCCCCCAAAGAAGAACGACAUGUUCCUUGACCGCGUGUCCGAAACCGUUGACGCGCUGGAGCAGACCACCCGCUUCAAGACUAUGCUGGCAUCUGUGUCUUACGUCGUGGCCUUCGAGAACUUGAGAUACCCAAGUGGAAUCCCGAUUACAAGCAUAAUUCCAAAUAGGUGA
Penicillium angulare is the source of this 237-nucleotide messenger RNA. RefSeq lists its product as uncharacterized. Bases 1 to 237 code for a protein of 78 amino acids. The record is from RefSeq and is a predicted model, not a curated record. NCBI's taxonomy places the organism in Eukaryota, Fungi, Ascomycota, Eurotiomycetes, Eurotiales, Aspergillaceae. The transcript has a single exon.